UGUCACCUACUCCUAAAGAAGAGAGAGUCGGAGAGAGUCCCCUAUUAACUCUCACACUCUUCUCUCUUCUCUUCUUCAUCAAAACCCAGAUCUUUCUUCUGUCUUCGAUCAGAUCUAGUCGCCAUGGAUAAGCCUUACACCUGCAAGAUCUGCAACAAGCGCUUCAAAGGUGGCAAGGCCAUGGGCGGACACAUGAGAUCUCAUCUCGCCAAGCUUCCGCUCCCUCCCAAACACCCUCCACCUCCCCCGCCGCCGCCAGCGACUCCUUCUCCGCCGCAGCGGCUCGCUCACUCGCCGGAGUUUUCAUCCUCCUCGACUCAUCAUAACCUUAGCAACAACAACAUCUUCCGAAUCCGGAACUUAAACAGCAGCGUGAGCCUCAUGCAGAUGAUGAUGAUGCAAUCUCCUCCGCCGUCUACGGCCCCGGCCCCGGCUCCGGCGACUAUUCUGAAGUACCGGGAAGUUGUUGUUGCUGCUACUGCUGUGGCUCCGCCGUCGUCUAUGGACUCGGCGGUGGAGAGCGACAGCACCGAGUCGCAGCAGAAGAACCUGACCCGGAGAAGAUCCAAACGUCGUCGUAAGGUGAUUGUGAGUGCGGCGCCGCCGCCCCUGGAGGCCGCCGAGGAGCAGCAGGUAAGUUCCGUUUCCGAUACUUUCUCACCGGAAGAUUGUGCUCUCUCUCUUAUGAUGCUCUCAAGGGACACAUGGAAAAUGAAAGUCACAAAUGAACUAGCUUAUGGUGAUGAAGAAUCUCUUGAGGAAGAACAAGAGGAGGAAGUGGUGGAAGAAGAAGAGGAGGAAGACGACGACGUCGUUUUCAUCCCCAGGACUACUCCCAAGAGUACUUCUUCUAAUAAUCAAGGGGGGAAGUACAAGUGUGAUACUUGCAAGAAAGAGUUCCAAUCCUACCAAGCACUCGGCGGCCACCGAGCCAGCCACAAGAGAGUCCGGCACCAAGUCUUAGAGGAAGACGACGAUGACGUGGAAGUCGGCGAUGAUGAUUCCGAGGAGGAUGAGGUGUUGGCAGUAGGAGGAAGAGGAGGUGGCAAUGGCCGUGGCAGUGGUAAUGGUGGUGGUGGUGGUGUCCAGGGGUAUAAUGGGAAGUCUGCUGUUGUGGAGCAUCCUCCUCCCAGGGUAUUUGAAUGCCCAUUUUGUUUCAAGCUGUUUGAUUCUGGUCAAGCACUUGGUGGGCAUAAGAAGGUGCACUAUUAUAAUAAUAAUACUAAUAACAAUACUAGUUAUAAUAAUACCAACAACAACAGCAGCAGCAGCAAUGUCCCAGCUGCUAGUAGUACCACCAACACCAAUACCAACACCAACACCAACAAUGCUAGGGCCUCUUCCUCCUCAGCAAACGUAUCUUCUGCAAACUAUGGAGGCAACAAUCUGGUGAUUGAUCUCAAUCUCCCAGCACCAGAAGAAGAGUUCGACUUUUCGACAAUUUCAGAUUAGUUUAACAUCUCAAUUUAUAGAGGUACCAAUUAGUUUUCUCAUAAUUUCAUCAGCAGCAACAGCAAACAUCUACCUUUCAAAAAUGGUUUCGCUUUAGUUUGCUUGUUGUAAUACAGAGUCAUGAAAAUUCUC
Rosa chinensis is the source of this 1584-nucleotide messenger RNA. Its product is annotated as zinc finger protein ZAT1. Gene Ontology annotation, biological process: regulation of DNA-templated transcription. NCBI's taxonomy places the organism in Eukaryota, Viridiplantae, Streptophyta, Magnoliopsida, Rosales, Rosaceae. Bases 124 to 1452 code for a protein of 442 amino acids. The transcript has a single exon. The record is from RefSeq and is a predicted model, not a curated record.